GAAUAAGAAGCGCCAGAAGAGCGCAUGAUGGGAUAUGAGAGUCCUCCGGCGGCGCGCUGCCGCCAUGUCACCUAGGGAGAAACACUUAGCUGUUCUCUCUGCUUUAGGCAUAGUUAGUCUCGCUCUAUAUUAUAUUCCUACUUUUCUUUGCGCGACUUUAAUUCUUGUAGUGUGUUGUAUUGUGUGUUACUAUCACAGCGGAGAACCGCUUCCCGCCAGGUUAGGCCUCAAUCCGCGGGCUGGGGUGAAGGUCCCAGCCGUGCUCCGGCGCUGGUUGUGGGGUUGGGGAGUGACCGGCGUGUCAGUAGCCGCACAGGGGAGAAGAAAGAGCGGCAGAAACAAAAACGAGGUCCCGGAAGCAGAGGGACACUUCAGAGGAAGGCUCGUUGAAACUGGGAUUUAUCGGAGGGAAACAUUGGCUAGUGACUCGUUUCUUUUCAGCCCUCGGGAUUUCCUAAUGGGGAGUUACAUCGGGAAACCCGAAAGUCCAACCGCCGACUCCGGGAGGCCGAGAGCAGGGAGAAAUCCUCGAGAGCAGCUGCGGGAAAAGCUGUCCAGACCCAACCAUGCUGUCUAUACCCCAAACAGGAGGCUGUCGUUUGCUGGGGAACCGCCGGGCACGGUGGGCAGGUUCACCAUCACCCCCCAGCGUCACUAUCCCCUGCAGCAGCCGGGUCUAUCAUCAGUGGGAGUCCUACCUCCUGUCAAGUGGGAUGGCUUCAUGAAGAAAAACAUCCGUAGCCCUCGUAACUCUCCGGGUGUCCUCAGCCCCGUCACUGUGAAGAUCGCCAGGCCAGACAACCACAGCUCCCCUGGUUUGGACCAUCUGAGCUGUGCCGGGCUUCCUCGGGCCCCCGUGGACCCCUGCUCCAGAGAAAGUGUCCUCAAGGUGUUGAAGGAAAGCCGCAAGAGAGAAGUGGAGGAUGAGGACAGAAGCUUUGCAUCUGAGCAGAAAAGCAAAAGAAGGCGUAACGACAGCGGUGGAAGUGCACACUCUGCCUUUGAACCUCUUUUGCCCAAUGGGAUGCCAUCACAGCUGGUCCCUAAGCCAGGAAACCUGAAAAGAGGUAUGACUUCACUGGCGGAGGAUUCUAUCAUGAAGAGGUCUCGCACCUCUUCCAUCAGCUCUGGCAGUGGGGUCCAUGCCCCGAGAGGAACCCCGGGCACCAGGAGAAAUCCUAUCCAGAGCUCCUACAGCUCUUCACUAGGCCUCAGCCAGUGGAAGAAGCGGUCAGCACCCAGCUCCCCUCUGUCCAGCCCCGGAUCAUCUCGCUCUCAGACUCCAGAGGGAGCCUCCAAAAGAGCCAGAGAGGACGACGGGCAGUCUCCCAGCUCAGCGUCCUCAGUGAGGUCAGACCAGACAGCCUCCGACAAGGAUCCUGUGACUUGUUUUGCAGCCAAACUGACUCCAGUCCCCAGGGUCCCAGUCACUACCUCAAUAGAUUCUACUGGUAGUGGUGGGAAGAGAAAACGGAAGAUCCAGCUGGUGUCCAGCCACCGGGACGAUCACAUCUCUCUGCCUCCGCCUCCAGAGCUGGGCUACCCUAUCACUGUGAAAGACCUAGAUGAAGAGAAAAAGGCUGCCCUCAGCAAGAUCCAGAAGGUCCUGGAGACACCCGCUCCAGAGCCGGAGAAGUCUGUCUCUCUCUUAGCCACCACUUCCACCCAGCCUGCCUCCUCAACCAGCUCUACCACCACCACCACCCUGAGCAGCCUUCUGGCAGCUCCUCUGCCAACAGCCUCCAGCUCUGCCAUCCCAGUCAUCAACCUGGAUCCCAGCCCCGGCAGCAGUGUCAGCACAGCACCUGCAGCCUCCAACCCACUACUGGAAGCUCUGAAAAUGAAAAGCAGCAUUCCUGCUAGCUCUACAUCUGCUGCCAACACAACUACAGUGUCUGCAUCAACCACACCUGUACAAUCCAGCGGCUUAACCCUGAAGAUUUCGACUUCAGUGGUUGCCCCACAGCUCCCCCCUGCCUCCCAGUCUCAGUCCUCCUCUGCUGGUGUGGAGCAGCCCUCUGCCUUUACUCAGGUUCUGGGUCAGCUCUCCAAGGCGUCCAGCAGCACUCCACCUGUAGCAGGAACAGGCGUGUUUGGACCGUCGAGCCAGAUCAGCACCCCCACUGCUUCUUCAGCCUCUAAUCCAGUCACUGCAACUGCCCCAGCCAGCAGCUCAGGGUCAGUCAGUAACACCAACCCUCUGCUGACUUCAGGGUUCAAGCCCAUUUUUUCCGUCACCACCACCACCUCCUCAGCUACAUCAGCCCCAGACAGCAGACCUCCUGCCCAAAAUUUCAAGCCCAUCUUUGGAGCUGCCGGUGCUGGCUUUGGACCACCUCCACCCUACACCACCUCUAACCCAGCUUCUACCGUAUGUUCAAGUAGUGCAUCCUCAAUGUUUGGAUCAACAAGUAGCACCACAGUUACACCAUCUGUCUUUCCUGGUAUGACCAACACCCCCACUGGCACAGCCUCCACCACCUCCAUCACAAGCACACAGUCUGCAGCCCAGCCAGCUGUGAAAUCCCUCUUUGGAAACUGGUCAGCACCAUCCACAACAAGUACCAUCUCAGCCUCAGCGCAGGCCCCUAAUACAGGGAGCACCUUUCAGUUUGGAACUGGUACCACCACUACUGCAGCUGCAGUUGCUCCCACUGCUGCUACCACCACCUCCAGCAACAGCACCUUCGCAUUUGGUGCCACACAGCCAGACCCCCAAGCAGCCAACCAGAAGGUAUUCGCCUUCGGCCACGCAGCACCCAGCCAGAACACAACCACUGCUUCAUUUGGAGGCUUUGCCAUGGCCAACGCAGCCUCCACUACUGCUGCCGCCACCACCCAGUCCACCUUCACCUUUGGAAAGUCGUCGUUUCAAACACCGGCAGCACAAUCAAACUUUGGCUCCUCAGCGGCAGCGGCCGCGCAGUCGACCUUUGGCUCCUCAGCGGCAGCGGCCGCGCAGUCGACCUUUGGCUCCUCAGCGGCAGCGGCCGCGCAGUCGACCUUUGGCUCCUCAACGGCCGCGCAGUCGACCUUUGGCUCCUCAACGGCCGCGCAGUCAACUUUUGGCUCCUCAGCGGUAACGGCAGCGCAGUCAACCUUUGGCUCCUCAACGGCAGCGCAGUCAACCUUUGGCUCCUCAGUGGCAACCGCAAAACCGUUCACCUUUGGAGGCAGUGGAGGAGCAUCAUCCACACCUGCCUCUAACUCCGCCCCACCCCCUUUCCCUUUUGGGUUAGCUGCUGUCACCACAGCAACCGGUUUUGGGACCCCAGCUAAACCAGCAUUUGGAGCGAGCUCCGCCGGUUUUGCUUUCGGUGGCACCACUGGUCCCACAGCUGCACCCUCAGCUGCACCGAGCUUUGGUGCGGCCACGCAGACUCAGAGCUCCUCCUCAGCCACCUUCACAUUUGGCAGUGCUGCUCCUCAACAGGUUCCCUCCGGGCCUGCUCCGCCAGCACCCAGUGGAUUUAACUUUGGUGCUGGUAUGCCAUGCCCCCAGUUUGGAACACCAGUUGCCAAUAAUCCUGCACCGCAGAUGGGAAGCUUCAACUUUGGGGCUGCUGCUACUGACAAACCAGCUUUCGGGACGUCUACCCCAUCCUUCGGCCAGAGUGCUGCUGCCGCAGGUCCAAUUCCCUUUGGAAGUCCAGGAACUCCAGCCCAAGGCUUCAACGCUGUUCCUUUUGGGUCUCCAGCGACUCCCUCCUUCUCUAUCGGAGCUGGAUCAAAGCCAUCUGGAGCUCGCCAGAGGCUGCAGGCGCGGAGGCAACACAACAGGAAGAAGUAACCUGCUACUUGUGUCCAGCACCACUUUCAGAGGACUUCAGCUGUUGCUGCUGUUGCUGCUAUGGUUAAUCUGGCUAACAUUGCUCUGUUGUAAGCCCAACACCCCACCCCCCCCAACCUGGCUGCCAAGCCCUCCGAUUCCUUCCCCUCCUCCAGUGGGUUGAGCUGGCCCAAAACAUUGUUUGCAAAGGAGUUAGAAAGAGCACACCAGCUUGCUGAGUUAAUGCUGCCUGGAUGACUACAUGACCCAGUGAGGGAAUAUAGCAGUGAGGAGACAGAAUCCAUAACAAUGUACUAUACUUGAAGAGAGAGAGAGA
This is a messenger RNA of Sander lucioperca (pikeperch), 4106 nucleotides long. It is a transcript of the gene pom121, whose product is annotated as POM121 transmembrane nucleoporin. Gene Ontology annotation, cellular component: nuclear pore. The transcript is spliced from 13 exons. Gene Ontology annotation, biological process: protein import into nucleus; RNA export from nucleus. Bases 35 to 3790 code for a protein of 1251 amino acids. Gene Ontology annotation, molecular function: structural constituent of nuclear pore. NCBI's taxonomy places the organism in Eukaryota, Metazoa, Chordata, Actinopteri, Perciformes, Percidae. The record is from RefSeq and is a predicted model, not a curated record.